Messenger RNA from Pseudozyma hubeiensis SY62, 759 nucleotides. RefSeq lists its product as hypothetical. The transcript has a single exon. The coding region runs from base 1 to 759 and encodes 252 amino acids. Lineage: Eukaryota; Fungi; Basidiomycota; Ustilaginomycetes; Ustilaginales; Ustilaginaceae. The record is from RefSeq and is a predicted model, not a curated record.
AUGCUGGGCUACGUCACAGCACAGCUAGCCAAGCUUGAGGUUGGGGGACAAGUCGAGCAACGAGGAAACGUUGAUACCUGUACGUACAUCAAUCAGUCAGUCUUGGAGCCCGAGAAGAGUGAACCCCGGACUGCAGCAGGCGCACGAAGGGAUCGACAGGGCGUGAAAUGCGCCAUUCGAGAAUGCAGCCCUCUCUUGCAUUCGCCGGCAUUCCCUCAAGAAGCCCGGCAGCCGUGCCAACCUGCAAAGCGAUCUGGCAUUAUGCAACAUACCACGAUGCCGAAGCAACACAGUCCAAGGCUGCUGAGACGUGAACCCUGUAGCGAAGGACCAUACCUGCUGACUCUUCGGAGUAUGGAUCCGAAGCAACUAUUCUUGACGAGGCGGCGAAAUUGCAGGAAGAGCGAGAUUGAAUACGAACGCCAGCAUCAGUGCUGCGGAGCCACCGAGCAGAGCCGAUGGCUGGUUGUCAGUGGCAGCCAGAGUCGGCGAUUGGAGCUGCGAGGCGGGCGUGUUCGAGGCUUGAGAAAGGCUCAACGUCGACAUGCACGUUGCUACACUCGAGUGGGUAUGUGUCUAGACCUUGGAUUUCGCACACUGACCCACUGCCAGAAAUCCUCGCAAGGAAUCCGACCGGAGCUGCGCGUCCGUGCCUUCGUCAUCGCUCAACUCGAACCACAUCGGCAUUUCGACUUCCGUCAGUUUUGCUAUUCCGCUGUCUGCUGCCUCAUCUUCCACGCCAGCUCCAAAAAUAAAUAA